Messenger RNA from Hevea brasiliensis (rubber tree), 3532 nucleotides. RefSeq lists its product as uncharacterized. The coding region runs from base 576 to 1379 and encodes 267 amino acids. Gene Ontology annotation, molecular function: zinc ion binding. Lineage: Eukaryota; Viridiplantae; Streptophyta; Magnoliopsida; Malpighiales; Euphorbiaceae. The record is from RefSeq and is a predicted model, not a curated record. The transcript is spliced from 6 exons.
UGAAUAUGGCUGUAUUAAAUCUUAGCCCAUUCACAUUUGAAAAAGGGAAGAUGUUUUCUGGGCAGCCUGUAAACGAAGUUUAGGAAAGUUGCAAAAAGGAAUGGCUCACGGCUUUCGCUUUCGUUUGUAAACAGUUAAUUUUGAAGUCUCUGGAAUGUAAAAGCCUCAACCUCAAACCUUCUAAAGAACCUCUAUAUAAAUCAGAUUCUGAUCUCAUCCUUUCUAUGUAUCACUUUCGUUAUUGCUUCGCGCGCAAAAAACAAAUCAUCGCAAACCGAAGUAGAAACGGGAAGGGAGAAUUUCGAUCGGAGCUCCGGCGGACCACGUUGCACGCCUUACUGUUUAACACUUUCAAUUCGGAUCAAUGACCUCGUCAUCAUCGUCUUUCCAGAUUGAGAAUUCGUUUCUUUAGAUAAGAUAUACUUAAGAGUUUCCACUGUAUUGAUUUCUUCAAUUUCCUUCUAUUCAUUUUUUUCCCUCUUCGGGAAAAUUUCUUUCUCUGUUUCUUAUUGAUUUGUAAUUUAUUUUAUCCAAUCAAUUUCAGGACGAUAGGGUUCUUCUUUUUUGCUACAACCAUGAAGGGCCAUGAACCCAAGAUGCCAAGAAUGGAGGAUAUCCUUAAUCUUCUAGUGCAAGAUCCACCUUGUGCAGAGUUUUCUGCAACCCAUAUAAAGUGGGUGAAAAUAGAAGGUGGUUGUCAAGGUGGUGAUGAUAUUGCUCUUAUUCCUUUUGCUAGAGUGGGUGAUUUUGUAAAAGGAGAAUCUUCAAAUGCAGAAUGCCCUGCCAGUUUCCGCAUUGAGUCAAGGAGGAAGAGAUCUGAAGGGAGCAUCAGCAAACCAAGGGUUGAUGGCUCUCUUGAAUAUACACUAUAUUGGUGUUCAUAUGGUCCUGAAGACUACCGAGAUAUUGAGUCUGGUAUAGGGGAUGGCUCUAACAUCAAACCUGCAACUGGGAAGGGAAGUAGGCCUGGAAGGCACCAUGUGAUGAGAGGUUGCCUUUGCCAUUUUACUGUAAAACGCUUAUACACCCAUCCUUUCCUGGCUCUUAUCAUAUAUAAUAAAAAAAAACAUGUGGAUAAAACAGGGGCUCCUUGCCAUGGGAUACUUGAUCUGGACGCUGUGGGGACAAGAGCUAUGUAUGCUCCAAGGAUUUCAGAAGAAUUGCGCCAGAAAGUAAUGUUUAUGCUUUAUGUUGGAAUAUCUUUGGACAAUAUAAUACAACAUCAUGCUGAGGUGGUGCAGGGCCAUAGUGGCCCACACAACCGUGAUGAUUUUCUCUCUCGGAAUGAUGUUCAUAACAUGGAAGGGGAUGUUCGUAACAUGGAAAGGGUUCUUCGUAAUUCUUCCACAAAUUGCAUGCAAAUGAUGAUUGCAGUGUAAAAAUGUGGGUGCAACGCCAUCGGAAGUAUGUUUUUUACUUCCAAGAUAGUUCUAAUGCCAAUCCAUUUAUUCUGGGUAUACAGACAGAUUGGCAGUUGCAGCAGAUGCUCCGUUAUGGGCAUAGUGGUUCUGGAGCUUCUCAUUCAACAUUUGGCUUGAAGAAACAUAAGGAGCAAAUCUAUAUGCUCUAUGCAUUUUGGAGCUCUUGAAAUUGCAUGGUAAGUUGUGACAGCAUUAACUUAUAGAAGUUGCACAUGAACCAUCUUUCUACUCAGAUUCUGAAUAAUUAAUAAUCAAGGUAGGUGGUGUCACAUUAGUUUCAAUUAUUUUAUGCUUUGUGACUUUCAAAUUCUUUAAAACUCUAUGGAUAGGGUCAUUAAGCUGAUGAGACUUCUGGCUAGAAACCAUUGUGACUAAAAGUUGAGUUGGAAUGCAUUAUAGUAUACUAUGGCAGAUAAAAGCUAGCUUGUGUUAAUGCUUCUGGUGCCGAUUUAGUAAUCUUCCAACCCUUUUACAGUAUCCCUUGUGUACUUUACUUGUUUUUGACUCGUCUCAAAAUGCAAUUCUGGUUGUGUGGGUCAUUACCUCAUUGAUUAGUCCAGAUAUCCACAAAUGGUUUGGUUCUCUAGCUGAAAAAAUCCGGACCAAGGAUCCCAGAUGGAGGCCCAGUGCCUUUCUAGGAUGAUCCUUCCCUUGAAAUUUCUGUCAUAAGAUUUUGCAGAGAAGCUUUCCAUUGUCAGGUGCUAUUAUGCACCUGGCAUGUUCGUCGUGCUUGGAUAAGAAGCCUUUUAAAGAAAUGCUGCAACAUUGAUGUGCAGCGAGAGAUGUUUAAGCAAUUGGGCUGGAUUUUGUAUUCUACAAGAAGUGGACCAAAUGUUGUGGAUGCGAUUGAAGAGUUCAUGCAAGUAUAUGUUGACCAAAGUGUCUUUGUGGAUUAUUUCAAGAGGAGUUGGUUACCAUAUAUAGGUGUGUUUCUUUUAUGCUUGACCUCAUCUUCUUCGAAUCACACAGCUUCUCUUCCUUUGGUUGGAGGAACCUUUUUUCUACUUAUCUGUUCUUGGACCUGUCUUUCCAAUUAUCAAAAGAUUUUUCUCAUCCAUUUGUUUAUUAUUCAUUGUUUCUUAUUUUUUCCACAGCAGGUCAUGUGCCACACUGUGUUCGGUAAAUAGCUUCAAUAGCAUAUUUGAUAUAUUAAAAGUUGUGGGUUAAUGGCAUAAGGUCUCUUCCUGUGGCUGGUGCAGAGCCCCUGGCUGCAAUUGAAUCCUAUCACACGAGGUUGAAAUCAAAGCUUUUUAAUGAGCGACAUUCCAAUUCCUGGACGAGGAUUGACUGGUUAAUCUACACUUUGACCACUGAAUUUCACUCCUUAUAUUGGUUAGAUCAAUACAGUGAAGAAAGUGGGUAUUUUGCAAAUAUAAGGGAUGAGUCUUUCUUAACUAAUUCUUUGCAUCAGGCUUUGCAUAUUUCUGACAUUGAUGUGAUGUUGGAUGAGCAAAAUCUCCAACUUGCAAAAGUCAUCUCUCAAACUGACAAAAGUCUAGCAUGUAUAGUUUGGAAUCAUGGUACAGAAUUCUCCCUAUGUGACUGUCCCUGUUCAAGGCUAGGACAUCUUUGUAAGCAUGUCAUUAAGGUGGCAAUCUUAUGUAAAAGUCGGCAGGUUGCAAGGCCGUUAUUGGCAGUUCAAGUUUAUUGGCAGGCCUUGCUUACCCUUAUGCAGAAUCCUCCUGAUGAUCCUCUAGUUAUCGAGCAUGCAACUUGCUUGCAACACGAUAUCAAAGGCUUGGAAGACUUGUCUAGCAGUGGUUUGCUCCAGCCUUUACCUCCUGAAGUGAACCCUCAAAUAGGAGAGAAUCCGCUUUUUCCACAUUUUCUUUGAUUGGGCCUUUGAAAGGUGAUCAGAUUUUCAUUGUCAGCUUUCUAGUUAUACAACUGAUGUUUUAGAUGAGAACAGGAAAUUUUGUUCCCUGUCUGCUGCAAUUUGACUCAUACCAAGUCAUUAAUUUGCACCAGCGUGCUUCAAAAAGUUCGGUUCCUGCGUGCAUGAAUUUCAGAUUCUUCAGCAGUGUAGCUACAUUGCAUUGACUUUCGUAUUUUGCCGUAUCCUUAACUGGGGCUUGGAGAGAGACACACACACAACAAAGAAAAAAAAGGAA